Molecule: messenger RNA, 1161 nt
Organism: Acanthosepion pharaonis
Lineage: Eukaryota; Metazoa; Mollusca; Cephalopoda; Sepiida; Sepiidae
Source: the annotation of a GenBank genome assembly
AUGUGGAAAAUGCUGACGAAUUCUCUCUCGAGAGUGUUGAGCUAUCGCGUGCGCGUCUGUGUGCGCGUGUGUGAGGCUCCUGUUGUUUCAACCUUUCUUACUUCCUCUCUUUCUUUUUCUUCUCCUCCUCCUCUUCUUCUUCUUCUCUGUGGCUCUUGUCCCACACGCGUGUCUAUAGCGAGAAUGAGCGCGACCCAACUUUUCUAUUUAUUUAUUUUUUACUCCUUUCUUCCUUCCUCCCCUCCUUUCUUCCUUCCUUCCUUCGUUCCUUCCUUCCUUUCAUUUCUAUUACAUUAUUUUCCUUUUCUUUUUACUAUUACUUUUCUUUUGAAUUCCCCUUCCUUUUCUAUCCGUUUCAUUCGUUUUCUUUCUUCUUUCUCAUUUUUCAUUUUAUUUCCGUUUUUUCUUUCCUUUUCUUUCUUUCUUUCUUUCUUUCUUUUUCUUCUUUUUAUCAUUUCUUUUAUUUUAUUUAAAGUUUUCCUUUUCUUUUUCCUUCUUUCUUCCAUUGUUUUUCUUCUUGAUUCUUCUUUCUUUAACUCUCUUGCUUUCGUUUUAUGUCAACUUUUACUUAUAUUUAAUCUAUUUUUUUAUUUUUGUCUUUCUUUUUUUACUUUUUAUUUAAAUUUUUCGCUUUCUUUUCGUUUAAAUUCCUUCCUCUUUCUUUCUUUCUUUCUUAAAAAUAGUUUCAAUCUGUCUUCUUAUCUCUCUUCACGAGGUCACUUUUUCUUCAUUCGCUUCUCUUUUCCUUCAUAUUCUCUCUCUCUCUCUCUAGGGUUAUCGCCUCUUCUAUUUUCUUUUUCUUUCUUUUCUUUCUUUUUUUCUUUCUUUUCUUUCUUUUUUUCUUUCUUUUGUUCUCACCGUCCUUCCUCCAUUCCUUCCCUCUUUAUUCUUUUUUCUUUCUUUAUUUCUUUCUUUCUUACCUUCCUUCGUUCUAUUCCUUUCUUUCUUUUCUUCCUUUUUUCUUUCUUAACUUUUUCUUUCUUUCUUUGUUUUUCUUUCUUUCUUUCUUUCAUUUUAGUCUUUUCUCGCCUUCCUUCCUUCUUUCUUUAUUUUUAUGUCUUUCUUAACUUUGUCUUUUUCCUUUCUUUCUUUCCUUCUUUCUUUCUUUUUCUGUCUUUUUUCUUUUUCAUUCUUUCUCACUUUGCACCAGUGUUUCAUUGA